AUGCCCCCACAGCACCGCGCCGCGGAGGCGGAGCCGGACGCGGCGUCCGCUGCCUUCCACGAGCUCCGGAGUCCGCGCGGGGCGUCCACGACCACCCAGCGCGCUGAUGACGGAACGCCGCAGCCUGAAGAGGACAAGGCGAGUCCGCUGGACUCGGCCAAUUUGCUGUCGGUCGCGACGAUCUGGUGGCUGCAGCCGCUGCUCUGGCGUGGGUACAAGUCCCCGUUAACUGAAGACAGCGUGUGGGAUUUACCCAAGAAGGACCAAUCUCGUCGUCUGCAAGGACGAUUCGAUGACUCAUGGACCAAACAAGAACUCAAGUUAAAGAACAAGAAGAAACAGAAACGCCCGAACGUCAACGUGGCGCUGUGGGAAGCCACCAAGGACAAGAUCGCGGUGGCCACGGCGCUCUACAUGGUCAGCGCCACGCUCACUCUGCUGCAGCCGUUCCUGAUCAAGGCCAUCCUUGAGAACCUCGAGGACGAGAGCAACUUGUUCGGCAUCUCGUCGGGCUACGGUCUGGCCGUGUUUCUGGGCUGCGUGGCCUUCUGCGGCGCCACAGCGAUCAAUUCGGCCCAGUUCCUGACUGCGAGAGCGGGCUGCAACGCCCGCAUGGUGGUGAUCAACAGCGUCUUCCAGAAGAUAUUGAGACUCAGUGCGACGGCGAGACGCACGAUGAACAGCGGAGAGGUCGUGACGCUGGCGGGGGUUGAUAGCGAGCGCGUCAUGGAGGCGUAUACUAUUGGGUUGUGGUGCAUCAUCUCGCCUAUUAUCCUGGUCGCGGUGUGCAUCUUGAUCGGGACGCAGAUGGGGGUCUACCACAUUGGGAUCUACAGGCGGCGGAUCUCCAAGAUCAGCGCCAACCGAGUGAAACUCACGAAUGAGGUGCUGCUGGGCAUCCGCAUUCGAGACGAAGAGGUGGCGCUCAUGCGGAGCUACAACUACUUGCGGCUGACCAACGCCGUGCUCAUGUUCCUGGCGCCCACGAUCCUGAACAUGGUCUGCUUUCUCGUGUACAUCCUGCUGGGCAACACCCUGGACGUGGCGACGGCGUUUGUGAUCCUCGCACUCACAAACUCGUGCAAGAUGGCCUUCAGUAUCUUCGCGAACGCUUCGGUGGCUGUGUCGGAGGCGAUCACCUCAACCGGCCGCCUAUCGGACUUCUUGGAUACGCCAGCUCCAACGCUCUCGAACAUCACGUUCACGCUCAAAACUGGAACGCUCACAGUCGUGGUCGGGCCCGUCGGCAGCGGCAAAUCCAGCCUCGUCAAUGCCAUCCUCGGUGAAAUGCACCAACUGCGUGGAACGCGGGAAGUGCGCGGCGACGUGGCGUACGCGAGUCAGCAGGCCUGGAUCCAGAACCUAGCCGUGCGUGACAACAUCCUCUUCGGCGAGUCGUACGACGCGGAUCAUUACAGUCGCGUGGUCACAGCGUGUCAAUUGCUACCGGACUUUGAGAUGCUGGAGCAAGGCGACCAGACGGAGAUUGGAGAGCGUGGCAUCAACCUCAGCGGCGGCCAGAAGGCUCGCGUCGGUAUCGCUCGAGCCAUGUACCGCGCUCGUAACUUUGACUUCGUGGUGCUGGACGACCCGUUGAGCGCUUUGGACGUGCACGUGGCGAACGCGGUGUUCUCGGAUGGUCUGAUGGGUAUUGCACAGGGAACGACGCGAUUACUGGUUUUGAACUCGCAUUACCACUUGUUGCAGUACGCAGAUCGGGUGUUGGUGAUGUCGGAUGGACAGAUCGUUGGCGAUGGCACUCUGGAGCAGCUUAGAGGCGAGUUCUCCUUCCUUGCGACCUCACCACGAGGCAAAAUAACUGAUGCUUCGGAAGACACAGAGCAAGGAGAAGAGGAUCGACGAGUCGGCUCUGUGAAGAUGAAAACGUACGUCAACUACCUGGCUGCGUCGGAGUGGAAUGGCUACGUGUUAACCGCAACGAUCUUCAUCCUGUUCACAGUUGCCCAAGUCUCGCUGUUCUUCUGCGACUGGUUCUUGAGUCAAUGGUCCAAGGGCGCUGUAGACCUCAGUCAGAAGAACUCGAUGGCUGUCUACGUGGGGAUUGUCGUGGCGUCUUUGAUCUUGACGUUCAUCCGCUGUGUGUACUACAUGGAGAUCUGCAUGCGGUGCUCAGGCAAGCUGCACUUCAACUACAUCCGUAAGGUGCUGGGAGCCCCAGUCACCACGUUCUUCGACGUGACUCCGGUGGGUCGGAUCCUGAACCGAUUCUCGCGAGAUCUGGACCAAGUGGACAACCCGCUGCCGUAUUUCAGUCUGUGGAUGAUGCUCUACAUCUUCCAGAUGUCAUCGGCAUUCAUCGUGUGCGCCGCUGCAGACCCGUACGUGCUGAUCCUGUACAUCCCUGUGGGCUACGCCUUCAUGUUUGCAAUCAGGAUCUACCAGUCCUCUGCGCGAGAGCUCAAGCGCCUGGACAGUACCUCCCGCUCUCCGUUCUUGAACCUCGUGUCGGAGACGAUUUCUGGCAUUGAGACGGUGCGGUCCUACAAAAUGGUGGAGCAGUUCUCCGCUCACUGCGAAGAGCUGCUGAACAACAACGCCAAGUUCUUCCUCUUGUUCCAGUCGUCCUCGCGGUGGUUUGCAAUGCGAACGGACUGGCUGGUGUCGGUGAUUAUCGCUGCGGUGGCGAUUCUAGCGAUUGCGACCAAGUCCAGUUUGGGAGCCGCGGUUGCAGGUUUGGGCCUCACGUACGCGUCGCAGCUAACCUCCAGCUUCCAGCGCAUGACCACCUUGACGACUCAGGUGGAGAACAUCAUGACCUGCUUCGAACGCAUUGCCCACUACGCCUCUCUCGAUGAAGAAGGAUACACGCGUGUAGCCAGCAACAAGGACUCGCUAGCUGCGGAGUGGCCCCGGACUGGUGCGGUUGUCUUCGAGAACGUCUCUAUGAGAUACCGUGACGACCUCCCUCUCGUACUAAAGGGAGUAUCUUUCUCCGUCGCGAGUGGUGAAAAGGUCGGCAUCUGCGGUCGCACUGGGUCUGGCAAGAGCUCGCUCAUGAGCGUUUUGUUCCGCGUCGUGGAGAUUCCAACGACUGGCCGCGUUCUCAUCGACGGGGUGGACAUCUCCACUAUCACUGUGCACCAGCUCCGGACCAAGCUGACCAUCAUCCCGCAGGACCCGAUGCUGUUCAGUGGUUCACUGCGAAUGAACCUCGACCCCUUCGCUGAGAAGAGUGACGCAGAGCUGCAUGAAGUGCUCCGCAAGGUGCACUUGUCCGAUACAGUGGCUGGGUGGGGCAAAGGUCUUGACUACGAGGUAGCCGAGAAGGGCGAGAACCUGUCUGUGGGUCAGCGUCAGUUGCUGUGUAUCGCUCGCGCGCUGAUCCGAGACAGCAAGGUGAUCGUGAUGGACGAAGCCACCGCGAACGUGGACCAGGAGUCGGACAAGCUCAUCCAGCAGACGAUGAAGGAGAGCUUCGGCGGCGGAGACUGCACGGUGCUGUGCAUCGCGCACCGCAUCGAGACGAUCAUGGACAGCGACAAGAUUUUGGUGCUGGAUGGAGGGGAGGUGGUGGAGUAUGAUACGCCGUCGGCGUUGCUGCAAGUUAAGGGCGGUGUGUUCCAGUCGCUUGUGGAGUCCGGCAAAGUCGUUGGUGUUCUGGAAUAA
This is a messenger RNA of Phytophthora sojae, 3627 nucleotides long. Its product is annotated as multidrug resistance protein ABC superfamily. The transcript has 5 exons. NCBI's taxonomy places the organism in Eukaryota, Oomycota, Peronosporomycetes, Peronosporales, Peronosporaceae. The record is from RefSeq and is a predicted model, not a curated record. Gene Ontology annotation, cellular component: membrane. Gene Ontology annotation, biological process: transmembrane transport. Gene Ontology annotation, molecular function: ABC-type transporter activity; ATP hydrolysis activity; ATP binding. The coding region runs from base 1 to 3627 and encodes 1208 amino acids.